This is a messenger RNA of Schistosoma haematobium, 2633 nucleotides long. RefSeq names its product DC-STAMP domain containing 1 (gene DCST1). The transcript is spliced from 2 exons. NCBI's taxonomy places the organism in Eukaryota, Metazoa, Platyhelminthes, Trematoda, Strigeidida, Schistosomatidae. The record is from RefSeq and is a predicted model, not a curated record. Gene Ontology annotation, cellular component: membrane. Bases 1 to 2382 code for a protein of 793 amino acids.
AUGAUGAUCUAUGCUGACGGUAAUGAUAAAGAAGAGAUUGAAGCAAAUAUGAUCUACGGUGGUUAUAUUGCACGACUCUCAAGAAUGAUAUGCUUCUUGUUGUUUGGGAUCUUCAUUGGUGAGUUUUUCUUAGCAACAGUAAUACCUGUUAAAAAUGAAGCUAAUGAAUUGACUUCUGGUGAUAAAAGAAUACCAGAUUAUAUUAUUCAAAGAGAUUCUGAAGCACUGGCGAAUGAUGUCGAGUGGAUAGCUAGAAUAUUUAUUCGAAUUACAAUCACACUAACUGCUAUGGUGUCGUGCAGAUUUCGUUGUCUUCUCCUAUUAAUAAUUCCAAGCUUAGCUCAGACAAUCGGUUUGUCCUAUUUAGGCAAUGAAUUGUUAUAUGUGUCUAUAACAGGACCCAUUCAAAAUUUGGAACAUAAUCUUCGUUCAGCGUCUGAAUCAAUAAUUUGUUUCAUUAAACUAGCCUACAAUAUUACAAGGGAUAUAAACAAUUUUCUGGAGAAGGGUAAAGAAGUAAUUGAAUCAGAAGGAGAUUUAAAUUAUAUUGAGACUAUUAAAGUUAGAUCUGCUCAACUUAAAGAAAAAAUAAACAAAUAUAACCAAUCAAUUCAAAAUAUCAAUGCGGAAAUUGAAAAUGCGAAAACCAUGGUGAAACGUGCUGAAUCUUUUCUUGGCUCAAGUAUUAAUGAAACAAAUGUAUAUGCCCGUAUGUCUAUGGAAAUGGCUAAACAGGCUAAGCAUGAAAUGAUUAAAAAAGCUGAAGCAAGUAAAGAUAGCAUUAUUACAAUGUUGAAAGACAAAAAUAUCAAUAAAAGUAUAAUAAAACAAAUAACUGAUCGUAUUGAGAAUGGCUUACAAUUAGAAUACAGUAUAGAAACUCGUAUGCAAACAACAUGUAUGGUCUUCUACAAAACACGUGCAAUGAUAUGUGAACAAUCAUCAAUUAAAGCAUGUAGUCGUUUACAAACUAUUCUCAUUGCAACAACACGCUAUCCCUUAUUGAUAAAAAAUACUUGUCUACGAAAAAUUGCUUCCGGUAUAGCGUGUCCAACUGAUCAAACACUUGAAAAUGCAAUAAAUCAGUGUAGUUCAAGUUUAGCAAAAAUAGGCUAUUCUAGUGGAUUUGGUUCUUUAUUUUUACAAGCUCAACAAGAUUUAUAUAAUAUUAAACAAACAUUUCACUUUACCAUACAACAUAGAUUGUUUCAAUUUGAACAAAUCACUAAUUGGUUUCAUCAAAGAUCUACAGUUAUUGAUCGUGUAACUCAACAUACCAAAGAAAUCAUAUAUAUUAUUGUUAAACUAAGUUUAAUUUUAACUUAUUUAUUAAGAACCAUUUGUUUAAUUGUAUUUUAUAAAGCUCAUAUUUAUAUAACAAAUUAUUUAUUAGAUCCAGAUCAUGAUAAUAUUUACAUUGAAUCACCAUUUGAAGAAAUUGAUCAUAAACGUUCAAAACAAUCACGUGAAACAUUACUACCAUUAAAAACAUAUGAAUUAAGCAAUGUAAUAUGGCAUCAAAAAAUGUAUACAACAAUUGAAUUAAAACGUGUAAUUCAAAGUUUAAUUAAAGUAAUUGGUUUCGGUUUUUGUUUAUCUAUAUUAUUCUUUAUUGAUUUUUAUAUAACAGAACUCGUUCAAUUAUUAGAUGAAAUAUCAAGUACCACAAUUAAAAUUGGCAAACAAAUAAAUAAUAAUAAAAAUGAUACAUUUCAACAAAUUGAUUCAAUAUCAAAUCAUUUUAAAUUCAUUUUAAAAGGUGAUGGAAUAUUUACUGAAUUACUUCAAAAAACCAUCAAGAUUUUACAAUAUGCUAGUGACAUAAAUUUUAUUUAUCACUUAGAUAUAUGUAGUCCUAAUGUUGAAUUCACAAAGUCUAAAUCUGUUAUACGUUUUAUUAUAUUAUGGUUUAUAAUGAUAAUUCUUUGUUUAUUAUCUGGUUAUAUAUUACGUUUAAGACAUAAAUUAUUAAAUAGUUUCUAUCCGAAUUGUUCAAAAUAUCGUUUUAUUUAUUUAUAUAAUAAAUUAUUAGUGAAUAGACGAUGUCAAAUGACCACGGUACGUAAUCGAAUUGUUUAUCAAUCACGACAUAAUCAAUUACAAUCAGAAAUGAUAAAGUGUUCAUCUCAUUCAUUAUUACAUAAUUUAUUUAAGAAAAAGAAUAAAAUUCAUUGUAUUAUAUGUAUGGAAAAAUAUAUAAUAAAUAAAAAUUCAUUAUUAUAUAUAUGCCCAUAUGAUAAUACAGUCAUAUGUCAAUAUUGUUUAAUUACUUUAUUUAAUAAUCAUAAACUAUGUAUUACUUGUUUAGAUAGAAAUUAUGAAAAAUUACAAAAAAUUAAUAAUAAUAUUACAAUAUUAAAACAAAUUAUAAUGAAUCAAUAAAUGAAAUGGUUAACAACAACAACAACACCCCAAAAAAUACAAUUUUUUGUUUGUUGUUGAUUAAAUGAAUUCAACAUAGAAACAAUAGAUCAAUAAUUAAACCUAAUGAAAUCUACAUGUAAAUUAUCAUUUAUGAAUUGAUGUUUGAUUUUUGUGUGUGUGUGUGUAUGUGUGUACUUAUAAUUAUAAAUAACAUUUGAUUGUUUUGUUCUGUUUUCUAUUUGAAUUUAUACAAUAUUUUAUUGUUUAAA